UUUUAGAAAACGUCAUCAACGUGAGGAGCGUGCGCCAUGGCGUCACAGUCGUUACCAUCUUCAGAAGGCUCGGAAGACACAUCCCUGGCCCAAGGUCUGCAGCAGUCAUCGGCUACAGAUCGGUAUUAGGACGCAGCAAAUGAGUUUCACUGCAUUCUGGGAUGUAACAGCUUUUAUGGUGCGGAUACGACAUGGAAAAUCAUAUCGGAGGAGUCAACCUACAGCUUGUAAGGACAUCUUUUUAAUUCUAGUCUGCAGAGAGGGGACGUACUGAUUCCCACAUGGAAACCAGUUUUGUGGGUGUCUGGAUGUCUUUUUAUUCGUACUUGCAGACAGAAAAGUGAUGCCACCAGCACAUGGACAAAAUAUCAUCAUGGAAAAACAGAAAUCAUUGAAUAGUGUUACUUCACCACAGUUGGGUGGAGAAUCAAAUACCUUCAUCUGUACUGAGUGUGGUGAUGGGUUCAGUCAGUACUCUAAUGUGUUGGCCCACAUGACCAUUCAUGGACCUUUGGAGUCAUUUUCCUUUGAUGGCUCAUCCAAUGGAUUUGAAGUCCCUAGAGAAUAUGUGCUACAAGAAAAUGGUACACUGACAGUUGUGAAUGGCUUGGUGCAGUCACAUUCUUUUGUGAAACCAGUAUCUCCUGGAGUCCUGCCACAGAAUUUUCCAUCCCCUGUCAAACCAGUGUCUCCAACUCUAAGGCCACAGCCUUCCCCUCAUAGAGAUAUGUUCAGGCAAAGGCCAUCAGACUUCAACUUGGAAAAGUCCCGUCAGGGUUAUUGUCGUUGUGAAAUAUGUGGCAGAUCAUUUAACAGUCUACAGAGUUUACAUCGUCACCAGCAGUAUCGAAACACAGAGCGAGGUUACAAGUGUACUUUGUGUUGUAAGAUCUUUGAAGGUAGACAGGACCUUAAGAAACACCUUCAAGACCAUGCCAAUGACAGGUUUCACUGCUGUAGUUACUGUGGUAAACGAUUCCUUAAAGUGGAUGCCCUGAAUGCUCAUCAAAAAGAAAAUCACUUCUCCCCCAAAGCUUCAGCUUUGGGUAAGUCAGAGAAUAGGCAGGGAAAAAAGUUUGAGAAAACCUUUACUUGUAGGAAGUGUAAGUUGAUGUUUUUCUGGAUGUCGGAUUUUCAAACACAUUCACUGUACCAUUGCAAAGGAAAGGAGCCUGAUGCUACUUUUACAUCUGAAGUGGAAACUGAAAUAAACUCUAAAAACCUAGAAAUUACACCACUUGAAAACUGCCACAGCAAUGGCACAUCUAUUGAUCUUACUAAUGGGGAUAGUGAAUUCUUUAGGGAUGCUAGCAGGGAGAUUGAUACAGAAUACUGUUUCACACCAUACAGAUGUGGUUUAUGUGGGGAUCGUUUCCAAAAAUUAGCCGCUCUAAAAGAGCAUCAUCUCACACAUCAAACACAGGAGGAAAUAGAUCAACUGAAUCAAGAAUCGCAAAGAAAUUUUAAGCGACGAAUACCACCUAAAGGCAAGCGUAGACGAGGGAGUAAUCCAAACGGCAAGCUGCAUCCUUGCAAGCACUGUCAUCGUGUCUUUAAUCAUUCAAGUAGUUUAUCUCGGCACAUGAGAUACCAUAAGGGCACUAUGCAUACAUGUGUAUUUUGUGGUAGACAUUUUCCACAGCGCUGUGAUUUGAGAAGGCAUGUAGCCAUGUACCACAAAGCUGAAGUGGAAAAGAAACACUUGUAUACAACUCCACAAACUGGAGCUACCCCCAGUUCUCUCAAUGGUGAGAAAAACCCAAGCUCUCCUGAUGAGAAAACCAAGAGCCCUUCUGACAAUGACCAAGCAACAUCACCAGAACAGGCUCCAAAGGGGGGACAAUCAGGAAAAGUGGGCCGAGUUAACUACAAGUGUCAGGAAUGUGGAAAGAGAUUUGGGCUGUUAUGUGUGUACCAACGGCACUUGCGCUAUCAUAAAAAGGGACCCAGUAAGUGCCCCCAGUGUCCAGCUCAAUUCAUGAAUUCUGCAUCCCUUGAGCUUCACCUUCAAAAUCACCCAAUUACUGGAGUAGCAGAUGAUAUUGGACGAACAUCUCUCGGCACUGGUACCAGUGGAGACCCUGCCCUAGAAAAGGGUAAUGCAGAGGACAUAGAGGAUGACUAUAUGGACCAUACCCAAAAUGUUAAAGGAAAUUCUUCUGAGGUUCUUUAUGAAUGCACUGAGUGCACUGAGACUUUCUCAUGCUUGGAGACAUUUCUUCAGCACCAGACUUCUCACGGUUCAGAAGACAAUGGGUAACUAUCCUGUCAGACCCAUUAGUCAUUUUUAUUGCAAACAGUCAAGCUCUCAGGAGUUUUUUAAACUUUUGAAUGUAGAUAUAUUAAUUAUUGUAUAGGUUGAUAAUUGAUGUAAAGUUUUGUUUGUAAUGGCUAUUUUAAAUAACUACUUUUAUAUAUUUUUUGUUGCUAUGAAGAGAACACGUGUUUACUGGUAAAUCUGAAACCAAUGGAAAUCGGACCACAAGACUUAGGUGGGGAGCAUGCCAAAUAACUUUUGCAUUUUCUCAGAAUUAAAAUAAAAAAGGACACAAUUACAACAUGUGCCUGACUUGGGUAAAAUGCAUGUUUAAACCUAAUGUCCUACAGGCGAUGGUUGUAGAUAAAACUUUAAAGGAUGCAUCAGUUGUUGACAAGUUAUGAUACAUGUGUUGCUUUUCAUUGUAUUUUUAGUGUCGGCCCAUGCUGUUUUUGUUAAACUGCUGCAUUUUUUUUUUUUAUUUGACUUUGAGAGUUUCUGCAAUGUGUUGUAUGUUUAGGCUAUAUCUUCCUUUUUGAAAGGAUGUCUUUGUCACCAUGUAAUUUUAAUUGUGCCAUUAAAAUUGUACAGAGAAGUUACUUAAUGA
This is a messenger RNA of Monopterus albus (swamp eel), 2864 nucleotides long. RefSeq names its product zinc finger protein 436. The record is from RefSeq and is a predicted model, not a curated record. The coding region runs from base 344 to 2260 and encodes 638 amino acids. The transcript has 2 exons. Lineage: Eukaryota; Metazoa; Chordata; Actinopteri; Synbranchiformes; Synbranchidae.